Morchella importuna is the source of this 843-nucleotide messenger RNA. RefSeq lists its product as uncharacterized. Gene Ontology annotation, cellular component: mitochondrial inner membrane. Bases 1 to 843 code for a protein of 280 amino acids. Lineage: Eukaryota; Fungi; Ascomycota; Pezizomycetes; Pezizales; Morchellaceae. The record is from RefSeq and is a predicted model, not a curated record. Gene Ontology annotation, molecular function: S-adenosyl-L-methionine transmembrane transporter activity. The transcript is spliced from 4 exons.
AUGUCUGUCAACAUCAUUGCUGGCCCGGUAGCGGGUGUUGUUACUUGCUUAAUGUUCUACCCAUUUGACACGAUCAAGACGCGUCUUCAGUCUCCCGAAUAUCGUCGAGCGGCCCAGGCGGGAGUCCAGCGGAUACGGCUUCAGGGAUUGUACCAGGGAAUCGGGCCAAUUGUUCUAGUAACAUUACCAGCAUCGGCCGCCUUCUUCACAUCCUACCAAAAGAGCAAAGAGCUGCUCCGGAAAGCAUUACCCUCGCUCCCGAGCCCCAUAAUAAAUUGCGCCGGCUCCUCGAUCGCAGAAAUGAUCGCCUCGGCCGUCGCCACGCCUGCCGAGGUCAUAAAACAAAACGCACAAAUCCUCUCCGGCGGAGGCACCAGUACCAGUCUCCAAGCGCUACGAUUAAUCGGGCGGAAUCCCCGAGAUCUCUGGCGAGGGUAUACCCUCCUCGCAGGCCGCAACCUCCCCUUCAUUGCGAUCCAAUUCCCAAUAUACGAAGAGCUGAAGGUGCUGCUAGGCUCAGGGAGCGCGAAAGGCGACCUGUGGGAGACGGGGAAAGUCACUGGGUUGGCUGCGAUGGCAUCUGGUGGUGUCGCGGCGUGUCUGACGACGCCAAUUGAUGUCGUGAAGACGAGGGUGAUGUUAACGGCUGGGAAUUUGGGCAGGAGGAUCGGUGCCGUGGAGACGUUUAAGGACGUGUGGAAGACGGAGGGCGUGCGAGGAGUGUUUAGAGGAGGGGCGUUGAGGACUGUAUGGACAUCAAUAGGGAGUGGGGUGUACCUGGCCCUUUAUGAGAGCUUGAUUUCUUAUGGGGGGGAUAGAAAGGCGUUGGAUGUUGACAUUUAG